Messenger RNA from Papaver somniferum (opium poppy), 1206 nucleotides. RefSeq lists its product as uncharacterized. The record is from RefSeq and is a predicted model, not a curated record. Lineage: Eukaryota; Viridiplantae; Streptophyta; Magnoliopsida; Ranunculales; Papaveraceae. The transcript is spliced from 6 exons. The coding region runs from base 1 to 1206 and encodes 401 amino acids.
AUGUCUGAGAAGUUUGUUCAUGCUGUUUUGAAUCACGGUGAACAUUCUUCUGCGUUUCGUGUUAAUACUUUAAUCAUCGUUGAUGAAUUGAAGCAUUUUUCCUCACUAGUUCAAGGUCUUUGUCACUCUUGUGUAAGUGAAAGUCCUAAGCUUGUAAGGGUGGUCGAUCAUGACGCGGACAAGGCCAAGCCUCUCAGUAUCGAUGAAUGGCGUUAUGUUUUUGACAAUAUUGGUAGAGAAUUUGUGGGUGGUGUUAAAGCUAGUCCUGUGGUGACAACCAAGUUAUUUAAGCAUUUGAUCGCUGAUAGUAUACAUGGUGAUCCCACUUUAAAACCCAAACAGAUCAUGUCACUCUUUAAGAAGACUUAUGGGUCCAAUAUUAAGUAUCACCAUGCCCGUAGAGGGAAAGAAGCUGUAUUUGAAGAUCAAUAUGGUGACGACGAGAAGUCGUAUAGCGAUUUAAAUUGCUAUAGGUAUCUCAGGCCCAUGAUUUACUUGGACGCUACUUUCCUCAUUGGUAGAUUCAGGGGUACUUUGAUGGCUGCAACAUGUGUCAAUGGAAAUGAUGGUUUUUACCCAUAUGCCUUUGCUAUUGUUUUAUCUGAAAACAAAGACAAUUGGUUUUGGUUUCUGGAUAAUCUUCAACAAGUGGUCGAUGAUCGUCCGAUUGUUUUCCUUAGUGAUCGUCACGAAGGACUUCUGCAGGGCAUUCCAAGAGCAUUUCCUGGUUCAUAUCACAGCUAUUGCUUUUACCACAUCAAGUGCAAUCUCCCUAUUGGAAAAGGUGAUGCGAAUUACAAUGUCGUUAUUGAUUUGUUUUACAAAGCUGCUUACUCUUACACAUCAGCGAACUUUGAAGAAGCUUUGCGGGGCAUGCAUGCAAUUGGUUGUGGACAUGUUGCUAAUUAUCUCAGGACCAUUCCAAAGGAGAAAUGGGCAAAUGCAUUUUUCCUUUUGAAGGUUAUGCAGAUGAAUUCUAAGAGAAGGGUAGAAGGUCUUGAAAAUUUUAACACUAGGCUCACUCCCGUAUACGAGGAUUUACUAAACGAGAACAUCAACAUUGGUCGUACUUGGACUGUUGUUGAGUCUAUGGAAAGAUUGUAUGAAGUCAGGUCUCCCCGCACUCAUUCUGUAGAUCUGUUGGAGAGAACUUGUACGUGUCACAGGUGGAAAGUGGGUGACCCUUCAAUGCUCUCUUCUUAUUGA